Messenger RNA from Anthonomus grandis grandis, 731 nucleotides. RefSeq names its product macrophage mannose receptor 1-like. The transcript is spliced from 3 exons. Gene Ontology annotation, molecular function: carbohydrate binding. Gene Ontology annotation, cellular component: external side of plasma membrane. The record is from RefSeq and is a predicted model, not a curated record. Gene Ontology annotation, biological process: biological process involved in interspecies interaction between organisms. The coding region runs from base 109 to 681 and encodes 190 amino acids. NCBI's taxonomy places the organism in Eukaryota, Metazoa, Arthropoda, Insecta, Coleoptera, Curculionidae.
GAAGAUUAUUUGUGAAAUUGCACCCGAUUUGGUUUUUAUAUUAUUAAAUUGUCUACUGAAGGCUUAACCACUUAUUGUCAAUCUGGCUUGUAAAAGUUUUUUUCCAAAAUGUUUCUCCAUAAUACGUUACGCGUUUGGGUAUUGUUGUCUUUUGUAAAUAUGGCCUUAUUUGAAUCACCUAACCUCGAUCGUAAAAAAUUAUGCUUGAAUAAGUCCAAGGAAGAGAAGGCCUACGCGAUUGUUCCUUUCGAAGUCAAUUGGUAUCAAGCUUUUGUCUUCUGUAGAAACAAAAAAAUGGAUUUAGUGAUAAUUACGUCAAAAGAAGAAGAAUUUAAACUGAACGAAGAGAUAAAGGCAUAUGCUCCAUCAAACUUAACGGCUUUCUGGUUGUCAGCAGUAAAAUUUGGAGUGUCCGGCUUUUUUCCCUUCAUAUGGUUCUCAGACGCCUCACCGGUUAUUUACAACAACUGGGGUACUACCAAUGUGGGCAUCUUGCAACCGGAUAAUUAUGGAGGGAACGAGAACUGCGUGGUUACAAAUCGCAUAACCUCAGCAGAGGUCUCCACUAAGCGUUGGGGAACAUUUAAAACUACCACAGAGGAUCCUUUGUCGUUAAAGAUGUAUUGGUCCGACGAGAAGUGCGAGAAUAAAUUCGCCUUCGUUUGUCAAGUGAAAUGUUAACCAUUUAUUAUGUUUGUAAUAAAGCUAAUAAAUGUAUUGAAACGUGUAAA